AUGCCCCCCCUCUUGUAUUUUUUUCUAGAAGGCCAAUGCCCCCCCUAUUCCUGCAGGAAUCCGGUCAUUCCGGUGGAAUUCCGGUGGAUUCCGGUGGAAUGGAAUUUAGCAGAAGGCCCUGCUAAAUUGUUUAUUCUGGUGUUUUCCAUUCCGGUGGAUUCCGGAAUUUUAUUUAUUUUCAAUGGAUCACAAACAAUGCACCAAACAUGGCCACUCUCUUCUUCCACCACCACCACCAUGCUCGUCACCGCCGCCAACGCCACGCCAUCACCGUCACCCAUAGCCACCACCGCCAACAUCGCUCCUCGAUCACCCAUGGCCACCACGACCACCAACAUCAACCACAACACCCUUCAACAACAACGCGGCGACGCCACGUCACGAAACAACGAGCGCCGUAACCCACGAAAACACCCAACGCCCACGAAAACAACGCUCCCGGACACAAAACGACACCUGACGGGCACACAACGACGCCCACCGCCCAUGUACACCGCCAGCGCCCACGAAAACCAUACCCCGCCCACGAAAACAUCCCACCACCCACCGAAAAACACGAGCGCCCACCGAAAAACACGCGCCGCCCACCGAAAAACACGCGCCGCCCACCGAAAAACACGCACCGCCCACACGACAUACGACGGCACCACGCCGCCUACCAAAACCACCACGUCCACACCAACGCCACCCACGACGACGCCCCCAAUGGCAACCAGUGCCCACGACGACGGCGACGACAACGUCACGAAUAACGCAACAACGCGGACACACGAUGAAAACGCGAACACACGACGAAAACGCGAACACGCGACGAGGAGGCGACAACGAAAUGCGACUCAACGAUGGGAUGCCAACGCGGGACGACCAUGGCCGAGCUGCAACUCGGCUGCAUAUUCUCCAUCUGAAUCUUUCCCUGAAGGUGUUGGGGAAUUUCGAGUCAACAUGCAUACUGUGUGUAUGGUGUACCGGGACUUUUCAUGGUUGAGUGCAAAAAGAAUGAAGUUGUGUUACACUUCCCUUGGUAUGGACUAA
Laccaria bicolor S238N-H82 is the source of this 1032-nucleotide messenger RNA. RefSeq lists its product as uncharacterized. Bases 1 to 1032 code for a protein of 343 amino acids. The transcript has 9 exons. The record is from RefSeq and is a predicted model, not a curated record. NCBI's taxonomy places the organism in Eukaryota, Fungi, Basidiomycota, Agaricomycetes, Agaricales, Hydnangiaceae.